AUGUCUUCACCAAAUGUUCCCUCGGACCACCCAGCGUCUGACUCGAACAAUGCCUCGACAAAUCAGGCCUCGAACUCUCAAUCCCAAUCACAAUCACAGUCUCAGCCACAAGCUCAUGUACCCUCAUCGCCAUUAUUUUACGCUUCCUCGUCCAAUCCUGCGUCAGAAGCUAAUGCUCCGGCCACGGCAAGCACCCAUGGAGGCAUGUCGUCACCGUUGCACUAUAGUUCGUCGGUGCACCACACCUCUGGAGGACUUGAACUGAGUCGUCGUUCUGAUCGACUCACCAGUGAUGUUGAAAGAAUUGGCCGUCGCCAUCAAAGAAGUGACUUGAAUAACGAUGUGAUGUCGUCUCCGAUGAGACGCCGAAUGUUUGUUGAUGAAACCAAUUCUAAUCCACAAAGUUCGUCAUCCUUAUUACCGUCCGACUCUGGUGCCGAUGAGCCAGUUCGAGUGAUUUGGGGAACCAAUGUUUCAAUUCAAGACUGUUCCAAUGCGUUCAGAGACUUCUUAAUGUCGUUCAGAAUGAAAUACAGAAGAGUGGCAGACCAGCAAGACGUGGGACCAGAAGAUAACGAGCUCUUCUACAUCACCCAAUUGAAUAAUAUGCGUGAACUCGGAUUGAACAAUUUAAAUUUGGAUGCUAAGAAUCUUUUGGCUUUCCCCACAACUCGCAAAUUAUACUACCAAUUGAUCAAUUACCCACAAGAAGUGAUUCCCAUCAUGGAUCAAACAAUCAAAGAUUGUAUGGUGGCAUUGGUACUGGAUACUCACGAUGCCUCCACCAACUUGGACGAUAUUGAAACCAAUAUUUACACUGUAAGACCAUACAAUAUCAAUAUUGUCGAGCGUGGAAUGAGAGAGCUCAAUCCUAACGAUAUCGACAAAUUGGUAAGCGUUAAAGGCUUGGUUUUACGAUCUACUGCUAUUAUUCCAGAUAUGAAAGUGGCUUUUUUCAAAUGCAAUGCUUGCGACCAUACCAUUGCUGUGGAAAUUGAUCGGGGUGUAAUUUCUGAGCCUACCAAGUGUCCUCGUGAGGUUUGUGGUCAAACCAACUCUAUGAUGAUUAUCCAUAAUCGAUCUUCUUUCGCUGAUAAGCAAGUUAUCAAGCUUCAAGAAACUCCAGAUUUGGUUCCUGAUGGCCAGACACCUCAUUCCAUCAAUUUGUGCGUUUACGAUGAACUUGUGGACUCGUGUCGUGCUGGUGAUAGAAUUGAGGUGUGUGGAAUCUUCAGAUCGUUACCGGUAAGAGCUAAUGCCAGACAAAGAGGAUUGAAAAGCUUGUAUAAAACCUACUUGGAUGUUGUUCACAUAAAAAAAAUCGACAAGAAGAGAUUGGCUCCAGAUACCACCACACUUCAGCUGGAGGUGACAGACCGUGAGCAGGAAGUGGAACAAGUUCGGAAACUUUCUGAAAAAGAUAUUGCCAAAAUCAAAGAUAUUUCUCAACGUGAUGAUCUUUAUGAAUUGUUAGCUCGGUCUUUGGCACCUUCGAUCUACGAAAUGGACGAUGUUAAGAAAGGAAUCUUGUUACAACUUUUUGGUGGAACCAACAAGACAUUCAAAAAAGGCGGCAGGUACCGUGGAGAUGUCAAUGUGUUACUUUGUGGUGACCCUUCUACUUCUAAAUCGCAAUUGUUGCAAUACGUUCACAAGAUCGCUCCUCGUGGAGUCUACACUUCAGGAAAGGGUUCGUCUGCCGUUGGUUUGACGGCUUAUAUUACAAGAGACAUUGAUACCAAACAGCUUGUCCUUGAAAGUGGUGCGUUGGUUUUGUCCGAUGGAGGUGUGUGUUGCAUUGACGAAUUCGACAAGAUGAGCGAUGCUACUCGUUCGGUGCUUCACGAGGUGAUGGAACAGCAAACUAUAUCGAUUGCAAAGGCAGGAAUCAUCACCACUUUGAAUGCCAGAACUUCGGUAUUAGCGUCUGCCAACCCUAUCAAUUCUCGAUACGAUCCCAAUCUCCCAGUGACUUCCAACAUUGAUCUUCCUCCUCCGUUAUUGUCCAGGUUCGAUUUGGUCUAUUUAAUUCUUGACAAAGUUGAUGAAAAAAUCGACCGUCAGCUUGCAAGACACUUGACAGAUAUGUAUCUCGAAGAUGCCCCAGAAACCGUUAACACAUCCUAUGUUCUACCAGUCGACUUCUUGACGAGCUACAUACAAUAUGCCAAGGAGAACUAUGAGCCAGUGUUGACGGAAACUGCCAAACAAGAAUUGGUCAAGUCUUAUGUGGAGAUGCGCAAGCUUGGUGAUGAUUCAAGAGCAUCAGAAAGAAGAGUCACUGCCACCACUAGACAAUUGGAGUCGAUGAUACGACUUUCAGAAGCCCAUGCUAAGAUGAGAUUAUCUGAGACGGUUGAUUUAAUCGACGUCAAAGAAGCCGUACGGUUGAUAAAGUCUGCCAUUAAAGACUAUGCUACUGACCCUAUUACUGGAAGAAUUGACAUGGAUAUGGUCCAGACAGGUACCACAGCAGCUCAAAGAAGAAUGCAAGAUGACUUGGCGGCCCAGGUUAUGAAUAUUGUUGAAGCGCACAACAAUUCUAUUCGUUUUAACGACUUGAUCCACAGUGUGAACGAACUGUCUUCUAUACGAGUUGAAAAUAGCGACCUUAUUGAAGCCAUCAAAAGAUUGCAGCAUGAGGGAAAGUUGAUAGAAACGGGUGAGAGUCAUAGAAGAACCAUCAAAAAGGUUGCGGGUAUUGUUUAG
Molecule: messenger RNA, 2709 nt
Organism: Meyerozyma guilliermondii ATCC 6260
Lineage: Eukaryota; Fungi; Ascomycota; Pichiomycetes; Serinales; Debaryomycetaceae
Gene: CDC54
Product: MCM DNA helicase complex subunit
Exons: 1
Coding region: 1-2709 (902 amino acids)
Biological process (GO): mitotic DNA replication initiation; double-strand break repair via break-induced replication; DNA strand elongation involved in DNA replication
Cellular component (GO): MCM complex; nucleus
Molecular function (GO): ATP binding; single-stranded DNA helicase activity; single-stranded DNA binding
Source: RefSeq, a predicted model, not a curated record